Messenger RNA from Dipodomys spectabilis (banner-tailed kangaroo rat), 3044 nucleotides. RefSeq names its product SRY-box transcription factor 6 (gene Sox6). The record is from RefSeq and is a predicted model, not a curated record. Gene Ontology annotation, biological process: regulation of transcription by RNA polymerase II; cell fate commitment; positive regulation of chondrocyte differentiation. Gene Ontology annotation, cellular component: nucleus. The coding region runs from base 105 to 2636 and encodes 843 amino acids. NCBI's taxonomy places the organism in Eukaryota, Metazoa, Chordata, Mammalia, Rodentia, Heteromyidae. The transcript has 16 exons. Gene Ontology annotation, molecular function: DNA-binding transcription factor activity, RNA polymerase II-specific; RNA polymerase II cis-regulatory region sequence-specific DNA binding.
AGAGGACGAUUUCAAUUAGAAAUAAUGACAGCAAUAGAUGCUUUCAAUGAAGAAACAGUGUCCACCAGAAGACAAAGAAAAGUUUAUUCCUGAAGUAGAGAAGAAUGUCUUCCAAGCAAGCCACCUCUCCAUUUGCCUGUGCAGCUGAUGGAGAGGAAACAAUGACCCAGGAUUUGACCUCAAGGGAAAAAGAAGAAGGCAGUGAUCAACAUGUGGCCUCCCAUCUGCCUCUGCACCCCAUAAUGCACAACAAACCUCACUCUGAGGAGCUCUCAACACUUGUCAAUACCGUUCAACAAGAUGCUGACUGGGACAGUGUUCUGUCAUCUCAGCAAAGAAUGGAGUCAGAGAAUAAUAAGUUAUGUUCCCUAUAUUCCUUCCGAAAUACCUCUACCUCACCACAGAAGCCUGACGAAGGGAGUCGGGACCGCGAUAUAAUGACCAGUGUUACUUUUGGAACCCCUGAACGCCGCAAAGGGAGCCUUGCCGAUGUGGUGGACACACUGAAACAGAAGAAGCUUGAGGAAAUGACUCGGACAGAACAAGAGGAUUCCUCCUGCAUGGAAAAACUACUUUCAAAAGAUUGGAAGGAAAAAAUGGAAAGAUUAAAUACCAGUGAACUUCUUGGAGACAUUAAAGGUACACCUGAGAGCCUGGCAGAAAAAGAGCGGCAGCUCUCCACCAUGAUUACCCAGCUGAUCAGUUUACGGGAGCAGCUCCUGGCAGCCCAUGAUGAGCAGAAAAAACUGGCAGCCUCACAAAUUGAGAAACAACGGCAGCAAAUGGACCUUGCUCGCCAACAGCAAGAACAGAUUGCAAGACAACAGCAGCAACUUCUGCAACAGCAGCACAAAAUUAAUCUCCUGCAGCAACAGAUCCAGCAGGUUCAGGGUCACAUGCCUCCGCUCAUGAUCCCAAUUUUUCCACAUGACCAGCGGACCCUGGCAGCAGCUGCUGCCGCCCAACAGGGAUUCCUCUUCCCCCCUGGAAUAACAUACAAACCAGGUGAUAACUACCCCGUACAGUUCAUUCCAUCAACAAUGGCAGCUGCUGCUGCUUCUGGACUCAGCCCUUUACAGCUCCAGAAGGGUCAUGUUUCUCACCCACAAAUUAACCCAAGGCUCAAGGGCCUAAGUGACCGUUUUGGCAGGAAUUUGGACACCUUUGAACAUGGUGGUGGCCACUCUUACAACCACAAACAGAUUGAGCAACUCUACGCAGCUCAGCUGGCCAGCAUGCAGGUGUCACCUGGAGCAAAGAUGCCAUCAACUCCACAGCCACCAAACACAGCAGGGGCGGUCUCACCUACUGGGAUAAAAAAUGAAAAGAGAGGGACCAGCCCUGUAACUCAAGUUAAGGAUGAGGCAGCAGCACAGCCUCUGAAUCUCUCAUCCCGACCUAAGACAGCAGAGCCUGUGAAAUCCCCAACAUCUCCCACCCAGAACCUCUUCCCAGCCAGCAAAACCAGCCCUGUCAAUCUGCCAAACAAAAGCAGCAUCCCCAGCCCCAUUGGAGGAAGCCUGGGAAGAGGAUCCUCUUUAGGUAAAUGGAAAAGUCAACACCAAGAAGAGACUUAUGAAUUAGAUAUCCUGUCCAGUCUCAAUUCUCCUGCCCUUUUUGGGGAUCAGGAUACAGUGAUGAAAGCCAUUCAGGAAGCCCGGAAGAUGCGAGAGCAGAUCCAGCGGGAGCAACAGCAGCAGCAGCCACAUGGUGUUGAUGGAAAACUCUCCUCCAUGAAUAAUGUGGGACUGAACAACUGCAGGAAUGAAAAGGAAAGAACACGCUUUGAGAAUUUGGGGCCUCAGUUAACAGGAAAGUCAAGCGAAGAUGGAAAGCUGGGCCCAGGAGUCAUCGACCUUACUCGGCCAGAAGAUGCAGAGGGAAGUAAAGCAAUGAAUGGCUCUGCAGCUAAACUACAGCAGUAUUAUUGUUGGCCAACAGGAGGUGCCACUGUGGCUGAAGCACGAGUCUACAGGGAUGCCCGAGGCCGAGCCAGCAGCGAGCCACACAUCAAGCGACCAAUGAAUGCAUUUAUGGUUUGGGCGAAGGAUGAGAGGAGGAAAAUCCUUCAAGCCUUCCCUGACAUGCACAACUCCAACAUUAGCAAAAUCUUAGGCUCUCGCUGGAAAUCCAUGUCCAACCAGGAGAAGCAACCUUAUUAUGAAGAGCAGGCCCGGCUUAGCAAGAUCCACUUAGAGAAGUACCCAAACUAUAAAUACAAACCCCGACCGAAACGCACCUGCAUUGUCGAUGGCAAAAAGCUCCGAAUCGGAGAGUAUAAGCAACUGAUGCGGUCUCGACGACAGGAGAUGAGGCAGUUCUUCACUGUGGGGCAACAGCCUCAGAUUCCAAUCACCACAGGAACAGGUGUUGUGUAUCCUGGUGCUAUUACUAUGGCAACGACCACACCGUCACCUCAGAUGACCUCUGACUGCUCUAGCACCUCGGCCAGCCCAGAGCCCAGUCUCCCUGUCAUCCAGAGCGCGUAUGCUAUGAAGACAGACGGAGGAAGCUUAGCUGGGAAUGAAAUGAUGAACGGAGAGGAUGAGAUGGAAAUGUAUGAUGACUAUGAAGACGAUCCCAAAUCAGACUAUAGCAGUGAAAACGAAGCCCCGGAGGCUGUCAGUGCCAACUGAGGAGUUGUCGUUUGCUGAAUUAAAAAAAAAUACUCUGACAUUUCACCCCCCUUCCCCCCUACAAAAAAGUUCUUAAAGAGCCCGCAUGCAUUUGUGGCUCCACAAUUACAUCAGCAGAAUGGUCUUAAUUGUUUCGUAAAGUGUGAGACAGAUUAAGUUUUCCCUGAUUUUUCAUGAACUUGAGUUUUUUGUCGUUAUUGUUAUUGUUGUUGUUGUUGUUUUUUAAUUUAGGUGAAGACAUAUUAAAUAUGAGACACCAGGACUUGAAAACUUAUCUCAACCCAUAGCUGUCUUACAAGUCUUAUAUUUUUGUCUUACAUUUUUUUUUUCCUUUUGGAUGUUGAUAAAGGUUUAAGUUACUGUUUUAGAUGGGGUUAAACAUUCUCACUCAGGUAUGCUGUGCCGGCC